AUGGCCGCGCCCGAAGUAAAGACGCCUCCCAUCCGGGAUAUCUCCUCGGUUCAUGAGGAUCCAGAGAACAACAUCAUAUUUCACAAGAAUGUGUCAAUCCCACUCAAGGCCUCAAGUCUGCCCAUUCGCGCCAACGUUUACCUCCCGCUCUCGCACAAGACCAACUCCGGCGAGAAAUACCCCGUACUGGUGACCUACGGGCCCUACGGCAAGGAUAUCCCCUACGAGACAUUCUUCAAGGGCUCCUUCAGCGAAGUUAACUCAGAGCACCGCUCCAAGUAUUCGUCCUGGGAGACGCCCGACCCCGUGUACUGGACGCGCCAUGGCUACGCCAUCGUCCGCGCCGACGAGAGGGGGCUGGGCCAGUCGCCAGGCUUGCUCGACACUAUGAGCCGCGGCACGAGCGAGUGCUUCUUCGACGUUGUCGAGUGGGCCGCCGAGCAGCCCUGGUCGAGCGGCAAGGUCGGCCUGCUGGGCAUCUCCUACUAUGCUGGCUCGCAGUGGCGCGUCGCCGCGCGCCGCCCCAAGGGCCUGGCUGCCAUCAUCCCCUGGGAGGGCAUGUCCGACUACUACCGCGACCGCUGCCGCCACGGCGGCAUCCUGAGCAACCGCUUCAUCGGCUUCUGGUGGAACAGGCAGGUCUUGGUCAACCAGUAUGGGCUGGCUGGCCGGUCCAAGCUGACGUUCCCGCCUGACGGCCCCGGCGCGAGAGGUCAGGAGGACACCAUCGAGGGCGACCUGCCCGAGGACGUGCUAGUCGCCAACAGGCGUGAUCAGACCAAGGAUAACGAGGCGAACUCGUUCCGCGAUGAUGACUACUAUGCGAGCAAGGAGUACAAGCUGGAGGAUAUCGAAGUACCUGUGCUGAGUGUCGCAAACUGGGGCGGGAUCCUGUUGCAUUUGCGUGGUAAUGUGCAAGGGUAUCUGCACGCCGGGUCAAAGUUCAAGUACCUGCGUUUUAUCACUGGCCGCCACGACCUCCCAUUCUACUACAAAGAGGAGGUCGAGCUCCAGAAGGGGUUCCUGGACGCCUUCCUUAAGGGCGACGACCGGGUGGGCUGGAGUGUUCCAGGCAAGGUCGCCCCCGUCACAGUGACUCUGCGCAAGGGCAACGUUGGCUUCAACGACGCCGAGAAGGAGAAAGCGUACCCUAAGAGAGAGGAGACCGCAUGGCCGCUGCCCAGCACACAGUAUGUCAACUACUACCUUACCCCUGACCAAGGCUUGACGACUUGCAAGCCCGCCUCGGAGAAGAAGCAGCUGUCGUACAAGGCCUUGGGCACGCUGGACAAGCCCGAGCUCAUCCAGUUCACCACCCCACCAUUCGAGCAGGAGACCGAAAUCACUGGUCACCCUGUCGCUCACUUGAACGUUUCGGUGACACCAGAGAACGCUGGAAAUGAGACAGACAUCGACAUCUUUGUCACAAUCCGACACAUUGACGCCUCGGGGCAAGAGGUCUUCUACACAGGCACAGCCGGCGACGGAGUCCCACUUGUCAAGGGAUGGCUCCGGGUCAGCCUGCGCAAGGUCCACGACGAGAACCCGAAGCACAAGUCCUGGCUGCCUCACCGCGAGUACCUAUCGACCGAUGUGCAGCCUGUCAAGGCUGGCGAGGUGUACCCCGUCGACGUCGAGAUCUGGCCCACCAACGUAAUUGUAGACAAGGGGGGCAAGCUCGUGUUCGAGGUUUCCAGCGGUGACACUCAGGGAGCAGCCGUCUUCCAGCACAAUUCACAGGUUGAUCGCCCUGCGUCGAAAUUCGCUGGAAACAACCAUAUCCACUUCGGGGACGGUCUUGAGAAUUACGUGACUUUCCCAGUAAUUCCUUCCAAAUAG
Messenger RNA from Diaporthe amygdali, 1839 nucleotides. RefSeq lists its product as uncharacterized. Lineage: Eukaryota; Fungi; Ascomycota; Sordariomycetes; Diaporthales; Diaporthaceae. The record is from RefSeq and is a predicted model, not a curated record. Gene Ontology annotation, molecular function: dipeptidyl-peptidase activity. The coding region runs from base 1 to 1839 and encodes 612 amino acids. The transcript is spliced from 2 exons.